GCCAGCUGAGCCCAGCUCAGGCUGCUUUUGCUUGCAAUGCAAAACACCAGCUACCGUAUUGAAUUUGAAGACACGGAAGGUUUGCUGAAUCAUAGCUUCUUCGCAAUGUGGCGAAGGCAAUGCAUGCGGAUACCAUCUUCAAAAGGAGUACUGAGGUAGCAUGAUGCUUGGCGCUACGUUUCGCGCCUUCAUCCUGGCCCCUGCUCUGGACCCAAAAUGAAUGAGGAUGUUUCUGAAUUGAAGGGUUCCGUACUGGAUGUUCGGCGAGAAAACUAUGGCAAGAGGGAUCAUGAGAUAUUCUCCAUCCACGCAUACGCCCUGGGCCUCGAGUCCCUCCACGCAAUCAUCGACCUCCCAAGCUUCACAAACGUGCAAACACUCAGCUUGCACAACAACAACAUCGCUCACAUUGAGCGCCUGGAAAGCCUCACAAACCUAACUGAGCUCAAUCUUUCGUCCAACAAUUUGCAAACCAUCGAAGGACUUACACGGUUAUUCAGCCUUGAAAUCCUGAACCUCGCAAGUAACGGGAUCCAGAAGAUUGAGGGCUUGGAACGGCUAACGGCGCUGCGAAGAUUGGUGCUCUCUCACAAUCAGAUCGCAUCCUUGGAUGGCCUGUCAGCUUUGCAUGGACCGAGGUAUUCACUAACCAGCCUUGACCUCCGGGAUAACCUGGUUGCGUCCCUGUCAGAGGUAUGGGUCCUGGCGGGGUUACCCAAGCUGACCACCCUAGUCUUCUCUGCCGGCCACCAGGACAACCCCGUCUGUCACGUUGCGAAUUACCGCCAGGCAGUUACCACAGCGAUCCCAGGACUCCAGUCUCUAGAUGGGGUCCAAAUCCAGCCGAGACGAAUUAGCGCUGGCUUGACUGCAAACGAGCCCCAGGAAACGGCUGCUUCGCGCCAAAAUGUGAACAGGCCUGUGCCGGGAAGACCUAUUCACACCCAACUUGGAUACAAUCUGAACAACCAGCUUCCAUACUGGAGGGGCGGAGACGGAACAGCCCCCCCGGGCCUUCCAGCUCAGUCGGAGAGGGCUGCUUCUGGGGCGUUUACAUCCACGAGCUUCACGCCCAAAAUCGACCACGCGUUGCAGGGGUUCUACAGACGGCAGCAGCAGAGGGGGGGUCCUCGGCAAGGGGAACAAGCGUUGUCUCAUUCCCCCCAUCAGAACAAUUUCCGUCCUUUGAACAACCAGACCCGGAAUGUCUUUGACGAUGCUUUAGGGGGCCAGGAGAAUAUACAGGGCGUUGUGAAUGCGGGGGGUCAGGAGCAGGGAGAGAGUUUUCACACUGAGGAACAUCGGCGGGCUGCAGAGUACGAGGACCGGAUCAGGGUGCUGGAGUCGAGGUUGCUGGACUUGGCUCAGAAGGUGGAGAAAGAGGGGGGCGAAAAAGAGAGGGUGGCGAAGAAAGUGUCGGAGGGGGGCUCAGGGGCGGUUGACCUUGACGGUAGAUCAGUGCAGGAGCGGAGUUGGAGUCUGCGCCAGAAAGAGGCCGACUUCGACAGCGCUGACCAGGUGGCAGAAGAGGAGCGCAUCAGCGGAUGGAAGAAACGGAAGGGGGGGGAGGAAGUGGCUGGUGGAAAUGCCCCCCCGCAGCACGAAGCACGGCCUCGGACACUCAUUCAUGGGCAUGGGGGCCAGGAGGGGAAGAACAAGAUUGUGAACACGGGGACGCAGAGGCUGCUGGCGCUGGUGAAUGAGAGGAAGACCAAGAAGGGGGCUAUGGGUGCAACGGAGACUUCGAAGCUCCGAACGGUUCUUCUUGCGGACGAGGCCACCCAAACAUCCAACACGGAGGACUUCCGGGUUUCUCGGCUGACUCGAGAGGCAGACGCCCUCCGCAAAGAGCUAGACUCCGUUGCCGACGAGCUGGCGAAACGAGACGCGGCAGACGCGAAGGCAAAAGCGGUUGCAGCUCAGGAACGAGAGGAGCGGGAAAGGGCGUCGAAAGAGGGGGCAGAGAAGCGAGCAGAACUGGAAGAGCUGGUGAAAAAGCUGACAAAGGAAAGUGCAGAGAAGCAGGAGGCGUGGGCGAAGAAGGAGAGCGAUCUGCAGGGGACGCUACUGGAGGCGGAGAGGCGCGCUGAGGCAAAAGCUCACAGUCUGGAGGUUGCUCAAGAGUCGCUAGCCGCACUGGAGGCCCAAGCCGUGUCCGCCAAAGCCCGGGCCGUUUCGGACGCCGUCCAAACCCUCCAAAAGGAACUUUCGGACGUCCGAACCGAGAAAGCCAGAGUUGAUGCGGACCUGGCAGCCGCUGCGGCGUCGAGAAAAGAGCUGGAGGGAGAACUAGAAAGGGGGAGACGAGAACGGGAGGGUGCGCAGGAGAGGGCGAGGGUUGCAGCGGCGGGGGCGGAGGAGGUGCGGAAGAAGCUGCAGGCGGUGUCAGCGGAAGCAGAGGCGAGCAAAGUGGGCGAGGCCGCAGCCCGCGACGAGGCGCGGCGCAUGGCGGCCGCUCUGGCGCUCUGCCACGAGGACCACCAGAUCGCGAUCAACCACCUCAAGGAGCUGCAUUCGCAAGAGGUGCAAAACCUGGUCGAGCGGGAGGCGGCGCACGCACGGGAAAGGGCAGCGCUGGAGUCUGGGCAUGCUCAGGCGAAGCGGCAGCUGGAGGGAAGGAUCCGAGACCUGGAAGACGAGCUGCGGAACGCCUUGCAAGACAACGCCGCUGAGAUCCAAAGGCUGCAGGGCUCGCUGGAGCGCGCGGAACUAGAAGCGGCGGAGAACCGACGCUCCCUUCGGGCCUCGCUACAGAAGGAGUCUCAAGCGGAAGAGCUGGUGGCGGAACUGACGGAAGUCGUGCGGCGCCAGAAAGCCAAGAUUGAGGCGCUGCAAAAGGAGCGGGAAGAGGCCGAGCCAAGAAGAGGAGAGGUUGCCGCGCUACGACGUCGAGUAGAAACCCUAGCGACGCGCGAACUCGAGCUCGGCGAGCUGCUGUCCGAAAAGGAAGGCGCUCUCGCGGCAACGGACGCGGCCCUCGAGAAACGGACGUCCGAGAACCGAGAACUAGGCGCGGCGCUCGCAAAGGCGCAGGAGAGCGAAAGGAGGCGAGGCGACGAGGAGGGGCUGCUGAGGCAGCGGCUAGAGCUGGCGGAGGAUAAGGUUAAGAUCAAGGACAAGAUGCUCGACAGUCAGAACGCAUCCCUGGCCGGCUCGAAGGGUGAGAUUGCCCGGCUGAAGACUGCCGUUCGAGAAACCGAGGACGCAGCGGCACGGGCGGCUGCAGAGUGGAAAGAGCGGCUGCGGGACGAAAUUGAGCAAGGGCGCGCGCUGAGGGCCGAGCUGGAGGCUCAAGACGCGACGUUAGCGGAGCUGGAGGACAAACUAGAGGCGGAACGUGGGGCCGGGAAGAAGGCGGCCGCCGAGGCGAAGGAGCUGAGAGCGAAGCUGGACGAAAAGGACGGCGUCCUGCGGUUCGUCGAGCAAGAGGUGGACCGCGUGAAGGGCCUGUUCGAGUCCAAGAAGAGGGCGCUCGUGGGGGAGCGCGACAAGGCGAGCGAUCGCGCUCGCGUGGCCGAGGGGGCCCUGCGGGAAGCCCUGGAAGCGGCUGAAAAAGAGAAAGGAGCGUUGCGGAUGGAGCUUGACGAGCUGCGGUCCGAAUCCGUGGCGCUGCGGAAAGCGUCCGCAGCUUCGGACGCAACCCUGGCGCAGGUCCGAAGUCACUGCCAGCAGCGCGUGUCCGAAGUCGAGGAGGAAAUGCGCGGCCUGCUGCGCGUAAUGGAGCGCCAGAAGGCCAAGUCGGCGGUCAAGGUGCAGCAGCUGAGCACCUUCGUCGAAGAACUCCAGCGGAGUUCCUAAGCAUAACCGCUGAGGGUUGUAUAACUUAUGACGGAGCCGUCCUCGCCGUUUCAAUGGUUUCGAACGUUUGCAACGUGGCGUCAAUUACAUGCCGGGAUCUGGUACUUUAUAGGCUGUGUGUAAUUUGCAAGCUUCUUUCUGUGGAUCUCAAGCGGAGCUCCUCGUGGAAGAGGUCGCCGGGGCUGGUAGGUUGCAAAAGAAACGUAGUCUAUCUUCGUUCCGUGCACAGAUUUAGCUUCCUAUAGAAAAGUUGACAAGUAGCGGAACUUGAGGGUUCGAAAGUGUGAACCUGAAGCAACCGGUCUCAGGUAUACGAAUACGAACCGAACCGACCGACAUACUACACGUUUAUGAGCCCUGUGUUUGUCUGUUCAUCUCUCCCAUCUAAGCCGGGCCAGGCUUUGUCGCCUUCGCGCGGCUGACUG
Klebsormidium nitens is the source of this 4223-nucleotide messenger RNA. Lineage: Eukaryota; Viridiplantae; Streptophyta; Klebsormidiophyceae; Klebsormidiales; Klebsormidiaceae. The record is from the annotation of a GenBank genome assembly.